UUGAGUUAAUCGAGUUGUGUGAUAAGCUUGGAGAUGCAUUUCGUGCACAACAUCAAAAUGGAAUCGGAAGUGCCUUGCGAAAGUUCCGGUUUCGGUACGGUAAAUCAGUGUUUGAACUAUUAUAAUUUUCACAAUGCGUAUUUAAAAUCGUGUCCUUUCAACGAGAUUGAAUAUCCGAUUCAGGAACAAGUUAAUCGUGAACAGUGCGACGGAUUCAAUCCUUUCCAACACAACUAUCAGGAUUAUUACUGUGUGCAAAGGAACCACGAAUAUUUAUUGGCCAAAGAUGACGAUACAAGGUGCGUGGGGUUCUGGAAUUCCGAUCUAAGGAUGCUUAACCAACAACUCUAUCAGAAUACUGAUCAAGAUUGGACCGCAAGAAUUGAUUCUAAUUAUUGUUUUAAUGAAACCGAUGGCUUUCAUGAGAAUGAAGCUUUUAAUGAGAGUUAUAUUGAGGAGAGUUUGGAAGUGAAUUCCCCAUGUUCAGAUGAUUCAACAGAUAUAAAACAGGCAGAUUAUGGAAACAAGGCAAGGAAAGAACGAACCGCGUUCACCAAAAAUCAAAUUAAAGAAUUAGAAAAGGAGUUUGAACAUUCAAAUUAUUUAACAAGACUCAGAAGAUACGAAAUUGCUGUUGCGCUAGAUCUUACUGAAAGACAGGUAAAAGUUUGGUUCCAAAAUCGAAGAAUGAAGUGGAAAAGGACUAAAGGCAGUGAUCAUGGAACAAAAGCCAGACAGUCCAAGAAAAAAAAUUAGCUUUAAGUUAUUUGACAUAUGAGUUUAUUAUAUAUUUGUAAAUAUGAUUUUCGUAAUAAAACUAUUAUAUACUUUUUAUUAUAUACUCCAUAAAUAUAAUGCAAAAAAUAUUAUAAAGUUAGUAUCAAGGGGCACCUAAUGUGAUGUAA
This is a messenger RNA of Aethina tumida (small hive beetle), 905 nucleotides long. RefSeq names its product homeobox protein unplugged. The transcript has 3 exons. Gene Ontology annotation, molecular function: RNA polymerase II cis-regulatory region sequence-specific DNA binding; DNA-binding transcription factor activity, RNA polymerase II-specific. Gene Ontology annotation, cellular component: nucleus. The record is from RefSeq and is a predicted model, not a curated record. Bases 34 to 756 code for a protein of 240 amino acids. Lineage: Eukaryota; Metazoa; Arthropoda; Insecta; Coleoptera; Nitidulidae. Gene Ontology annotation, biological process: positive regulation of transcription by RNA polymerase II.